This is a messenger RNA of Falco peregrinus (peregrine falcon), 6117 nucleotides long. It is a transcript of the gene NCLN, whose product is annotated as nicalin. The record is from RefSeq and is a predicted model, not a curated record. The coding region runs from base 72 to 1760 and encodes 562 amino acids. Gene Ontology annotation, biological process: regulation of signal transduction. The transcript has 15 exons. Gene Ontology annotation, cellular component: endoplasmic reticulum membrane. NCBI's taxonomy places the organism in Eukaryota, Metazoa, Chordata, Aves, Falconiformes, Falconidae.
GGGCGGUGCGCGCCGCGCGUGCCGUGCGUGCCGGUGGAGCAGGCCGCAGCGGCGGGGCCGGGGCCGCGGCGAUGCUGGAGGAGGCGGGCGAGGUGUUGGAGUCGGUGCUGAAGGCCUCAUGCCUGCCGCUCAGCUUCCUGCUCUUCGUGCCCGCCGUGCUGCUGCUCCUGGGCCCGCCGCCCGCCGCCGAGGCCGCUCACGAGUUCACGGUCUACCGCAUGCAGCAGUACGAGCUGGGCGGGCAGCCCUACGGCACCAGGAGCGCAGUGCUUAACACAGAAGCCCGCACUGUAGAAGCAGAUGUCCUGAGCCGCCGCUGCGUCAUGAUGCGGCUGGUGGAUUUCUCCUAUGAGCAGUACCAGAAGGCUCUCCGCCAGUCAGCUGGUGCUGUGGUCAUCAUCUUGCCGCGGUCUAUCUCUUCUGUCCCACAGGAUGUUGUAAGGCAAUUUAUGGAGAUAGAGCCAGAAAUGCUUGCUAUGGAAACCAUUGUGCCAGUCUACUUUGCAGUGGAAGAUGAAGAGCUGCUGUCUAUCUAUGAACAAACAAGGGCUGCUUCUGCAUCACAGGGUUCUGCCUCAGCUGCAGAAGUUCUGCUGCACACGGCAACUGCCAACGGCUUCCAGAUGGUGACCAGUGGGGCUCAAAGCAAAGCUAUCAAUGACUGGCUCAUACCCAGCGUGGAGGGAAGGCUAACAGGGCUGGGUGGAGAAGACCUGCCCACUGUUGUGAUAGUUGCCCACUAUGAUUCUUUUGGAGUGGCUCCAUGGCUGUCGCACGGUGCUGACUCCAAUGGCAGUGGUAUCUCAGUGCUACUGGAACUAGCUAGGCUGUUCUCCCGCCUCUACACCUACAGACGUACCCAUGCCGGGUAUAACUUGCUGUUCUUUGCAUCUGGAGGUGGCAAGUUUAAUUAUCAAGGAACCAAGCGGUGGCUGGAAGACAAUUUGGACCACACUGAUUCCAGCCUGCUUCAGGACAAUGUAGCGUUUGUUCUCUGCCUUGAUACCCUGGGCCGAGGCAAUAGCCUUCAUCUCCAUGUCUCAAAGCCUCCCAAGGAGGGGACCUUGCAGCACGCGUUUCUGAGGGAACUGGAAAUGGUUGUUGCCAGCCAGUUCCCAGAGGUGAAGUUUUCCAUGGUGCACAAGAAGAUAAACUUGGCUGAGGACAUGCUGGCAUGGGAGCACGAGCGUUUUGCAAUCCGACGCUUGCCAGCCUUCACAAUCUCACACCUGGAGAGCCACCGGGACAGCCUACGCAACAGCAUCAUGGAUAGGAGGGCACGAAUAGACACUAAGGCACUAACCAGGAAUACUAGGAUCAUUGCUGAGGCUUUGACGAGGGUCAUCUACAACCUAACAGACAAGGGAGCACCUGCAGAUCUGCAGAUCUUCACGGAUCAGAUGCAGAUCCAGCAGGAGCAACUAGAAUCAGUGAUGGAUUGGCUGAGCAGUCAGCCCAGGGCUGCCCAGCUGAUUGAUAAAGACAGCACCUUCCUCAACACCUUAGAAUAUUAUAUGGGUCGCUACCUGAAGGAUGUCAAACAGCAUCACGUAAAGGCAGACAAACGGGACCCCGAGUUUGUUUUCUAUGACCAGCUGAAACAGGUGAUGAAUGCGUACAGGGUCAAGCCAGCGAUCUUUGACCUGCUUCUGGCUGUCUGUAUCGCAGCCUACCUUGGUGUUGCCUAUGUUGCAGUGCAGCACUUUGGUCUGCUUUACAAGAUGAUACAGAGAUUAUCCCUUAAAAACAAGCAGCAGUGAAGCAGCGACUCGUCACCCACACAGCAGCACUGAGCCAUCGGUGAGCCCAUCAGGAACCUUCUGCCUUCCAUUGAAUCCUGCUGUUUCUCUUCCUCUGUCUCCCCUUUGAUACUCUAUAGAGGGGAAGAAGGCAGAAAGAAAAUGAAAUUUUAAUUAUUGUGCACCUUUUAAGUGUUUUUCUUCACCUUCUUCCCCUGACUUGCACCGUGUCUGCUUUCCUUUGCUUUUUGGUGAGGGAAAGGCUCAGAGACUUCAGUAGUUCCUGCAGGUUGUUUAAACACUGAACGGCUGAUUCUGAGCAGCUUCUAUGAGUGUAAAACCAAGUCCAGCACCUCCAUGGACGUGUGCCAUUCAGCCAACUUGGAAACUGAAACUACAAAAGUAGAACGUUGUGCUAUCUCUACCCAGCAAACAAGGACUCAGAGCAGUUGUUUAAAAGAAACAAAAAAAAGUGCACAUGCAAAUUAAAGAGAAUACUAUUAGCAUGUUUUCUUAUGGCACCUCUUCCUUAAGUUCACUGCCUAGCUGUAGGAGGCUGUGUUGAGCAAGCAGUGUCUGCAGCAAGCAUCUUGUGCAUUUUGUUUAUACUGUGCAAUAACUCAUUCCCUUUUAGGAGGUGCACUGUAAAUGGGCUCAACUGUCCUUGACAGAAUGAGGAAAGAUUGAUAAAACGGGUACUUUGCUAAUUAGGGUUCUUGCCAGGUCAGGUUCUCUCCUGUCUCUAUCAGGGGAUUUGUUCUGCUGUGGACUUGAUUUCUCUUUACGGUUUAUGGUCCUUGGGACAGUUCACGGCUGCCACCACUCUGUGCUAAAUUCUUGCUUGGUUUUUAAAGGGUGUUCUACAGCCCCAGCUGCUGCAGAAUCGUGUUCUGUGCUGUUCCAUGUUAUUUAAAUGAACUGGUUACAUUAAUAGCAAGAGCAGCCCAGCUCCUGCUAAGCUCUGGUCUGUAAUCCCUUCCAUCUUCAUUCCUCAGUUUUCACUUCCAGAUGGGUUCUGGAUUUUGGGGUGUUUUCCCACGUUCACCUGCAUCUCAGGGUCUCAUUUCACAUUUUUCAGCUCUGCUAUAUCUGAAACACUGUUCCUGGCCUGCACAUAUGAGAAAUUCCCAAAGUGCUUGUUGCUGUCCUUUCAUGCACUGCCCCCAUUAUGUAUGAAGGGAGGCAGGUCAUGUAGCCAUUAAAAAGCAAAACAAAACAAAAAAAUGAAGUUUUAUGAAUGUCAUUUUAAACAUGGCUGUUUCUAGAACUGUACCUAAGAGAGUGUAUCUUGAAACACGUGCUCUUUGUUAGUUUUAUCCUUGAGUAAGCCUUAUUUUUAGUUUGCUGAUGUUUCUGGCUGGAAAGAGCUGUGUAUUUGCCCAGAAUAGUUGCCAGUGUUGUGCAAACAUUGGGAGGGCCAGGUAACCAGUUGCUCAAGUAUCGUCCUCAUCUUAAAUCUUUCCUGAAUUGCACCAUCCGAGGUAAGCAGGAUUACUUGUCACCACUUUCUGGUGAGAGCUGAGUGCCCAUUCUGGGCCCGUUUGCCCUCAAGUUCUUCUGGAAAAUACAUCAAGAUACUGACUACAAGUCCUAGGCUAGUUGUAGUUCUAGAAGAUGUCCUGAUUGAAUACUACUGUCCUGCCACUCAACGAUGUUAGAGUCCUUUCUGUAAUUUGUUUGAAGCGCAUGAGGUCUCUUCACAGGCCAUGGUGACUACCUUUUUUUUUAAAAUGACUACUUGUAUUUGAAAUAGCAUCUUCUACAGAGGCUGAAAAGCUCCUGUGGAUUUGAGUGAAAGCAUCCCCCUUUUUCUGUAGGCAAAGAAAAUUCAAGCUCUGCAUCCUUGUCCUCGCCCCAGCUGGUGUGUGUGCACAUGUUAAAAAAGGGAUUGUGGCCAGUCGCGGUCCUUGUCCUUUGGAUGGGGACCACAGCGCUGAUUUCCAUUCAUCUUUCUUUGUUUCACUGUAGUCUCCUUCUUGGAGUACCCUUACCCCGUGAUGUGUGCUUUCUGCUACUUUAAAUGUGUAGCAACUUGUUCUUUGAAGGGUCUUAUUUUCCAGGAAAGCAUGCUGAUGUCAGUGGAUUGCUGUAAUAUCGGCAGGUGGCACAGUACCAAGCACUCCCGAAGUAUCAGCCCUAUAGGGAAACUUGCUGCCUUCUGAUCUUUCCAGCGCUUCUUUAAAAUACGUGUCUCUACAUGCAUUAAGUGUUUGUGACACUCCUCUGCCAAAUGAAUUUAGAAUGAAUUCAGAAAUUGCCGGAGCGGCUGGAAGAUGAGCCUUGGUUGUUUUCUACUGGCUUUUUAUGCUCUGGCCUUCGAGGCUACGUGUGUUGUGCUGUGGGAAGGUGCACGCUCUGGAUUUGUGGGUUCAGAACAUGCACAGUACAGUGGCUCUCUGAAGAACUUCUCUGUAGGUUCUGGAUACCUGGAGGUAGUUUCAGAGGACUCCAGCUGCAUCAUACAUUUCUAGUGUGUUAUACUUGGAGCAGGGGGGGUGUUCCCUCCCAUCCAGCCGGUUACUUAACCAGUCUUAAUGAAAUUCCAUUACUGAGCAAAAUAGAAGAAACAAAAUUAUUAGUAAUCUGCUGCAGCUUGACUUGAUGCAUAUAAAAAUCUACAAGUAGUGGGCAAGGGAGAACAGAACAGGCUCAGAGCGUUCUUCCUUGCAGUAGAGACUGUCAGCCUUUGGUCUUCCUGCUUGGAGUCAAAAACUUCCACCGAGGCCACCCAGUGUGGUUGCAGCUAUGUCUCUGUCAAGGUUGUAGCAUCAAAGCAAACACUUCAGCUCUUUGUGGUCUCAACAAUAAGCUGUUAACGCUCCCUGAAGGAAGAAAGGUAGAUUAGAGGUAAAUGAGGAGAGUGCCUAAACCUGAAGAGCAGUUGGGAUAGUACCUCCAUCUCUCCCACACCAAGGUAAUUUGUCUUAUCUGAUGAGAUGCUUUUUGUGUUCCUUUAGCUGGCUGCCACAGAAAGUAGUUUUUACUACAGAUCGGGGUUUAUGCAUUUGAUCAAAGUGUAUGUGCACUGAAACAUCAUCUAUUCAAAUCUGAGAUAGUAAAAUUCCAACUUUCUCAUAGCUGGAGCAGAGUGCCCGUCCUGGGAGUGAACUUAGUUCCCACAUUGCUGUUUUUGGGAAGCUGACAGAGAAGCUUGUAAAUAGAUCCUGCUAUUCUGCUAUUUUGAAAAAAACCCAAGAAAAAUGGUGCUGAUCCGUACUGCAGUGUAUCUGAGCAAUUCUGUCACCAAUACAACACGCAAAAGCAGAAACCCAGCAGCUGUUCUGGUAAAAUAAGUUCUCCACAACACUGCAGAAGAGUUCUGCAGAGCUCAUUCUUGUUGCCCCUGUGGUUUUACCUGUCCUUUUUAUCAGGAGUUUGCCUGACCUGGAAGGAAGAUGCAUGGAAAGCGUAUGUCCGCAUAUACACAAAUGGCUAGCAGCUGAUGCUUCUGGCCAUAAAACAAUUUUCUUGGUUAUCUGUCUGCCUUUAUCUGUUGUCCUGGUUGCUGUUGAAGUCUGCAGCUCCCAAAAACCUGGUUUUCCAACAGGGUUUAAGCACUGAAGCUGUUCAUUCCUUCUGUCCACUCCCACCCACACAGGCACUAAUGGGGAUUGUAUGUGAGGAGUGUGGACUGUUGUAGGUGAUCUCCCAAAGAAGAGAAAAUUACAUUAUAAAAUAGGUUACAAAAUCAGUACUACUGUGCAAUAUGAACUCCACCCUGGUGUACUCAGCGCUAAGAGGAAAGACCCUGAAGCCAAAAUGGAACUAGGUACCCCACUGUCUGUGGCUGGAGGAGGCACCACAAUCUAUUCCGAUGCUUAAAACCACAGGUGCCCAGAAUUGUGGGGCUUGGUUUUGGGCUGUUUGUUUGAAAUCAUGUGGCUUUCUUGUUCAUAGCACAAGACAAAAUGCCGGGCUUCUGCGCCCUGUGGCUAAGCUGGGUUUUGCAUUUAAGAAUCGUGAUUUACUGCUCUGAAAUGAUGAGGAUGCUACUGUAUCUCUCAGUAAAUUGGGCCUCUGGGUACUCAAGCGUAGGCUCCUGCUCGCUCACUUCGAUCUGUUUAGUUUCCAUUUGUAGUUAUUGGACAGCAACUUCAAAGUUAUAAUCUGGAAUGUUUGCAGCUCAGGAAAAAAAAAAAAGAGUUGAUUUAUCUAGUGAUGUUAACUCAAUUAUUUAUCUGUUGUGUGUCCUAAAGAACAAAUGUAUAUUGAGGUGAAUAUUUAAAAGCUAAUAGAAAAUUCAAUGCAGUUGAUUUACAUAUUUUUCUGACUAUAAAUGUAAUAAUAUUUAAGUAUUUUAACAUUUUUCAUUUCAUUAUUUGUUUAUCCCUUUUUCCCUUGGAAAAAAUAAACCGAGUGAGUAGGUUUGAUGAACAGA